AUGGGACUCAGCUGCUUCAAGUCCUGGAAACACGACAGUACGGGCCACAAAGGUAACCGAGACGUGCUGGCCAGCCCCGGCUCCUAUUUCUUCCUGUCCAACAGCGCCGGUCAGGGUGACGAGUGGUUGAAGAGUCUCAAUAAAGGAGUCUGGAUCCCUUUCACAGGAGUUUUUGGUCAACGUCUUGAGGAAACUGUGCUAUAUGAGCGACGUUAUGGGAUGCAUUUGGUUCCUCUGGUGGUGGAGCAGUGUGUGAACUUCAUCAGGGAACGUGGUCUGCAUGAGGUGGGCUUGUUUCGCCAGUCUGGACAGACCAGUUUGGUCAAAGAGCUGCAGGAAGCUUUCGAUUCGGGAGAGAGACCGACCUUUGACAGCAGCACUGAUGUUCAUACAGUGGCAUCUCUGCUGAAACUUUACCUCAGACAGCUGCCAGAGCCUCUGGUUCCUUACAGCCGAUACCAGGACUUCCUGGUCUGUGCUCAGAAGCUGUCGAGGGACCGCACACUGGGUCUGGGGGAAUUGAGGAAUCUUCUUCAUGAGUUACCAGUUGCAAAUUUCAACCUGCUAAACUUUAUCUGCCAAUUUCUGAAUGAAGUCCAGAGUUACUCCAGUAGUAACAAGAUGAGUGUCCAGAACUUGGCCACUGUGUUUGGACCAAACAUCCUCCGAGCCAAAGCUGAAGACCCACAAAGCAUCAUGGGAGGUGCAGCACUGGUCCAGAUGCUGAUGUUAGAGCUGAUAAGAGAACAUGAGCCUCUUUUCUCCAGAGUCCCUCCGGCUGACUCUGCACGUUCACUGGGAGGUUCACAUGCAUCGCUGAGUGCUCUGAAGCCACAUCAUAUCCAGCCGGCGCCAUGCAUUCGCCACCUGUCUCUGCCAAUCAUUGCAGACUGCUCCAGUGACUCCGACCAGCCUGUUACACAUGUGGACAACUGCUCUAUAUUUUCUGCUGCUCCUGCCAAAUCAGACUUGUCCUCUGGUCAAAAGAUACAUCUUGGCCAUCGCUACACCUCCUCCCACCCAGAGAACUGCUUCUACCCCCCACCCUCCUCCAGCCAGUCCGUCCAGCACCACUCUGACAGACACAAUGCAGAUUAUUACCAACAUCACGCCAGCCACGGAGCAUCUACUGCAAACGCUCCAGCUACCACAGCUGACCAGCAGCAAUCCGAUGGCUCAAAGCCAGCCAUGGUUGUGGGUUGGGCUGAAGCUUGGCCGGGACCAGAGGAAGGAGCCUCAGCUUUCUGGAGCUCUGGCGGUGCCGUGGAGAAAGGUGUUGUACCAGAGACAGCCAGCAGGGGCAGCAGUGAGGCUCCAGAGGACAGCACCCCUUCUGCCUACGACAACCUUGACAGAGCAUCUGUGUGUCAGACUAUGGAGAACGAAGAAGCUUUUGAAGCUGACUCUCCAAGAAGCAAUGCUGGGCCCUGUGAAGCAGAGAAGGAGCAGGAGGAGGCGGGGCAGACACGGCACUCUUCUUCCUCAUGGUCUUCCUGUGAGGGUCUACCACUAGAUGACAGCCACAUUGAUGAUGAUGAUGAUGAUGGGACAGUUCUUCCUGAUGUGUCACCAAAGAGAGCCGAAAGGCUACUUUCAAGUCAAAAAGCAGAAGAAGAAAAAUGCAACACAGACAAUCCAGAGGAUGACAACAAAAUCCAUGAUGAUGAUGAUGAUAGUGAUGAUGAUGAUGAUUCAAACCAUCCAAACUCUCCAGCCUCAUGCUCGGUACCAAGUGACAGUCCUCUCAGCACAGGCAGCUCAGAGGUCUUCCUCCCCUCUGGACCUCCAAACCCUCAGGGGCCAGAGCCUCAGUUUGAAGCCAGGGACUCUGAAUCCCUGGUGUCCAAGCUGCAGCAGCAGAUGGCCCAGCAGAGAGCCGAGUACCAGACCAGGAUACAAAGGUUGGAGCGAUGUAACGACCUCCUGGAGCGGCAGGUCACCGUCCUCCGCCUCAGUCUGGAGCAGCAGAGGCGAAGCCAAAGUGUUGCCGAGAUCAAGAUCCGAAACAUGGAGAGAGCCAAAGCCGAUGCCGACCGCCGAAACACCACGCUCCAGAGAGAGAUGGAGAAGUUCUUCCAGAUGUACGGAGAGAUCAGGAGCAGAGAAGAGCAGGGAGGGCGAGGGAGCAUCUGAAGAUGGAGAGUUGCUAUUGUUGAGUCAGAGGAGUUCAGUCUGAGUCAGCAGAAAUCUGUUUCCUCUUGAACUGAGUGAGAUGUGUCUGAUCCAGAAAACAAUAUAAAGAAUGAAGAUUUGUUUAAACCAACCAGCCUCAUCAGGCUCAGGCAGAUCCUGGUUUACAACGUUUGAUUUUAACACUGAACAUCCACAUUUUCCCUCAGGGACAGUUGGAAAGGUUCAUUAAACCGUAACCUGGAUGUGUUGCAAAGUUUUACCAGCUGGACUAAACUGUGAUGAGUUCUAUGAGGUCAGAACUUCCAUCCAGGACACACCAGUGCUGGAGUCACAUGAGAACACUUGCUGCCUCCUUUCUUUCUCAUCUACUUUAUUGACCUUCUUCAAUCUGUGCAGACUUGUUUGCAAGGUUUCUCCAACAUGUGAGUCCAGUUUUUGGUUCUGAAACAUGUUUCCUCUUGUUGUGUCUGGAACAGUCACAGAUCAGUUUUAUUUAUUUGCAAUCCAAACUUUUUGUUUUCCUGUAAACAUAUCUAAAUAAUCUGUAUGUAUACUGUGUAAAAAGCGCAGCGAGAGAAAUCUUCGGAUAUCAAAAAUGUCCACAUUUCUUUUGCAUCGCCUGAUCUCAGGACCCAAAUCAAUGAGGAUUUGGACCUCUGACUGAAACCUGAAUGCAGCAUUCAUCCCUGUAAGGGAUGUCUGUACAAAGCAUCUCUCCUUCAGAUCAAAUGAGUUGAUGAUGAUGAUGUAACCUGGUUUACUAAGCAUAUUUUCCCGACUUGAGUUUUCUUAUAACAGGACUGAGAAGACUAGACGCACGGCUAGAAACUUUAUUUUUUCCUCCUGGAAAAAAGUUGACUUGAGCAGAAAAUCCUGAAAACUGCAACUGCACAAGUGUCAGAAACCGGAAACACAGGAGUCUUAUUCUCUCUGCAUGUUUCUUUUUUUUUUAAACUUCUAACUCUAAAAAUAAUUAAGUGCUCCUGAUUUUCUUGUUUAUGGUGAGGCAUGUCUGAAGUCUCUGGAAACUGACGAAAUAAAGACAACUUGUUAAAGUGUGUGUGGAAAUGUCAAGAGG
Melanotaenia boesemani (Boeseman's rainbowfish) is the source of this 3211-nucleotide messenger RNA. Its product is annotated as rho GTPase-activating protein 22-like. Gene Ontology annotation, biological process: negative regulation of Rac protein signal transduction; signal transduction; wound healing, spreading of epidermal cells. The transcript has 9 exons. Bases 1 to 2133 code for a protein of 710 amino acids. Gene Ontology annotation, molecular function: GTPase activator activity. Lineage: Eukaryota; Metazoa; Chordata; Actinopteri; Atheriniformes; Melanotaeniidae. Gene Ontology annotation, cellular component: focal adhesion. The record is from RefSeq and is a predicted model, not a curated record.